Molecule: messenger RNA, 1731 nt
Organism: Danio aesculapii
Lineage: Eukaryota; Metazoa; Chordata; Actinopteri; Cypriniformes; Danionidae
Exons: 5
Coding region: 88-765 (225 amino acids)
Cellular component (GO): cytoplasm; membrane
Source: RefSeq, a predicted model, not a curated record
GCUGGUCAUUGAAGCACAUGUUCUACAUUGGUUUUAAAGAACCUGGCGUUUGAAUGUUCCUUUGUCAAGAUUAACACUGAGGUCAUCAUGCACAGAGUAUGGGCUUUGUUCAAAUCCCAUCCAUACAUUCCUAAUGUAGUGGGAUACACAGCACUCUUUGCCACAGCAGAUCUUAUUCAGCAAAGUGUGAUGGGAAAAGCACAGGACAAAGAGACAGAACAAGAAGAACAAAAAACAUUGAAGACAUCCAUUGAGAGAUUUACUGUAUCGGAAGAAGGAAAGACAAAUGAUUUAACACUGUACAAUGCCAAAACAAAUGACGCAGAAAAUCAAGCCUCGAGUCAAAUGCAACAUGUUCCACAGUUUCAUAGAAGUUUCAUUGACUGGUCCCAGACUGCGCGAGUUGCAUUGGUUGGGUUUUGUUUCCAUGCUAACUUCAAUUACCAUUGGCUACGGGGACUAGAGAGGAUGUUUCCAGGAGGAGGAACCAAGAGAGUGUCACUUAAAGUGUUUUUGGACCAGCUAAUUGCUGCCCCUAUGACGAUAAGUGCUUUCUACGUUGGGCUGAGCACACUGGAAGGCGCAGAAGAUCCCUUUGAAGACUGGAAAAAUAAAUUCUGGACCUCAUAUAAGACUGGAGUGGUUUACUGGUCAACAAUGCAGGCUGUGAACUUCUCCCUGAUCCCACCAGCGGCUCGCACUGUUUUUGUUGGAGUAGUCGCUCUCGGCUGGACCAUCUUUCUGUGUCAUUUUAAGCAUCAGUGACUUCCUGAGUUAGGUUUUUUUCUUAAACCUAACUUAAUGUGCAUAUCUGCAGCUAUGUACAUAGUACACAGUAAAUAAAAAAAUACAUUAAAGCUUGUUUGUUUUUUAAGCAAAUAAGUUUUAAACAACUGUUAUUUUUAUUUGCAGUGAAAAAAAUGAAUCUUUUAAAUCACAGGUUUAAAACUCAGUUCUUGGAGGGCCACAGCUUUGCAAAGUUUAGUUCCAACCCUAAUUAAACAUAUCUGAUCAAACUAAUUAAGUGCUUUAGGCUUGUUUGAUACCUACAGAUAGGUGUGUUGAAGCUGGGCUGGAACUAAAUUCUCCAGGGUUGCGGCCCUCCAGGAAUUGAGUUUGACACCACUGUUUUAAAUGGGUCAAAUUAUGCUACAUAAUAAAAUCUCUGUUUUUUUUUACCCAUGAUAUACUUUAUUCUAACAAAAUAACAUUUGUUAUGUGAAUUUGUAUUUAAUGCUUAUAAACUACUUCAAAUGUAAUUAUUGAAUCAAUAUUAUGAAUGUUUAAGUGGAACUGUUGGAUGUAUUUAUUUUUAAAAUGGUUAUCAAAAGCAGUGCAUUCCUAUAAGCUAUUAAGUGUUUAGUAAAAUAAAAUAACACAGGGUGUAUGUGCAAGAGACUGUGUCUCAGUCUUUUUUUAACAGACAGUUUUAUACCCAUCAGUGCACAAACACUCACAUUUGUGCCAAUCUCCAGGAAAGAUAAAUUUCUGUUGGGAAAGAAAAGAUCUUGUUAUGGUCUUCUAACUCCUUACUAGAAAUGCUACAAUGUAUCAGGCUUUGGCCUUGCCAGUUUAACAGAGGCCAGCUAGUAAGUGCUGUGCAAGUAAACCUCACUCCUCUGACCUCUAAAAGGUGCUCUGUCUAGCGGGUUGGGUGGUGUAGGACUGGCGGGGUUACAUCGGCGCCAAACUGUUUCUGUCUGCAUUCUAAAAAAGCUCUAAAAAAUUGUU